Molecule: messenger RNA, 423 nt
Organism: Arabis nemorensis
Lineage: Eukaryota; Viridiplantae; Streptophyta; Magnoliopsida; Brassicales; Brassicaceae
Source: the annotation of a GenBank genome assembly
AUGUCGAAGCGAGGAAGAGGAGGUACUUCGGGUAACAAGUUCAGGAUGUCACUGGGUCUUCCAGUGGCAGCCACUGUGAACUGUGCUGACAACACCGGUGCUAAGAAUCUCUACAUCAUUUCUGUGAAAGGGAUCAAGGGUCGUCUUAACCGUUUGCCGUCUGCCUGUGUUGGUGACAUGGUUAUGGCCACUGUGAAGAAAGGUAAACCCGAUCUCCGUAAGAAGGUUCUGCCUGCUGUCAUUGUUAGGCAGAGGAAGCCAUGGCGCCGAAAGGACGGUGUCUUUAUGUAUUUCGAGGAUAAUGCCGGUGUCAUUGUCAAUCCCAAGGGUGAAAUGAAAGGAUCUGCUAUCACCGGACCAAUCGGAAAGGAGUGUGCUGACCUGUGGCCGAGGAUCGCUAGUGCUGCAAACGCGAUUGUUUAA